AUGCUUGUGCAAUUUCAUUGGCAUGGAGUUGGUUCGAAUGCUCAGGUGCGGCUCCUGCAAGGCAUGCUCGCCCCUGAGGAAUUGGCCACGUAUAUUGACCUGGAGUUUGAGCAGAGACUCAACAAUUUCCUCCGUAGCUUCCCUAUCCAGGACGUGGCGAAGGCAGAAAGCGAUUUCAGAAAGCAAGUUGCGUGCUUCUGCGAAGCUGUGCUUGAGGAGCAAAAGCACCCAGAUUCUGAGCUUUCAGAAAUCUCCGCUGGAGUUGCAGGGAUGACGCUUGAUUUGCUUUCUCUGGGCAAUGUAGUUGCCCUUCAGCGUGGCGCCGCCGCCUUGGAUCAAUUCAACAAGGAAGCGUCCUCCAGCUCCGUUGUUGCUUUUUUCACGAAGCACAAGGUAGGGCAACUCCUUACCCAGGCUUCGGCUGAAGUAAUGGUGGAGGGCGCCGCCCGAGUUUCUGUGGAGAAAGCUCUCCAGGAAGCCUCAGCAGCUUUGGCAGGCACGCACAUGGCAAAAGCAUCAACAAAGUGCGGAAAUGAUUUGGAUCAGAUGAGCAGAGAGUUCUGGGCUUGGUUGAGCAAAGCCUUGAGGAGUGAGUUGUCGAACACCGUGUCCGGAGUCUUGGAGCAAGCUGCGGCGCUCUUGGGGUGUGAGCAAGCUUCUGUGGAAGAGUUUUCCAUCAAAGAUAUGGAGAAUGUAUUGAAAUGUAGCGAGGUGGUCAAUCAUUCUAUUUGGGAUGGUCUGUCCGCUGAACUUGCGAAGGAGAAGAAGAUCCUCAAACUCUUUGAGUUCUACAACAAGCUGGCUGAGCAUGCCACAGACCUGAUCAAGUUCGCCCUGUCGGUAUCUCCCAGGACGCAGUCCCUGUUUCAAGGCGCUGCCUUGCCUCCAAAGCCUCCCCCAGAAGCACUGCGCAGGUUCAAAGACCUCCCAGACCAGUUGCAGGAAUUCUGUGACGAGACAGAGACAUCCAACGCCCGCGGUUGGCAAGAGCUGUUGCAGGCUGUGGACGCGGAGAUGGAGGACCAAGAGUCGGCCGGCUUUAAAGCAUUGAGCGUGCUCAUUGAUGAUUUUCUAGCGGGCCGUCCCGAAGCUUCAAAGGCAAAGCUUGAAGAGGUCAAGCGCAUGAUCCCUCAGAAGUGCCCAGCACGGGAAACGCUAGAUGCAGCUUUCCAGGUGCUAGCGCUGUGGCUCACUGAUUUUGAUGGGACAGAGCCAGUUGUCAAGCGUUUAGAUGCUCUUUUAUCUUUCUCUGACAAACUUCAGAAAGCGCCAGACUCUUUACAAGCUUCACUCGCAACCUGCUCCUUGACGCAGCAUCAGCCUUGGGAAGGAUGGCUGAAGAAGGAGUACUCGCGGUUGGUGCACGCUGUGGUGGCCCAGAGCACUUCUCGGAGCAAAGCCUUAGGUCAGAAACUCAACGAGAUCAUGCGUGGCUUCUCUAUUUUGCCGGACUCCUCGAAAGAAGGCGCAUUUCGGGCAGCCGUUGCAGAGCAGAUGAAUUCUUUGAGCUCGUCGUCGACGUUGUUGAAGAAACGCCAUGAGGAGCUGACAAGUUUCCUUGAAGUUCUGCGCCAAGAUGACGGCGAAGAUCUUGCUGAAACAGUGCAGCAACUGGAAUCCCGAAUCGCAGAGGCGAAAGCGCUGGCCCAGUCUAUUGUCACCACACUUUGUUUCUUUGCUGCCCUCACCCUGUUCCGCAGCUCCAACAUUGGAGGAAAAUCUGAGCAAUCGAAGAAGGGAGCCACUGACUUGAACUGCUUGCUGUCAACCUUCUUUGCAGAGCUGGAGCGCACGAAUCCUUGCAAGUGGUUGGACGUGAUCUCCAUGGAGAAAAUUUUGCUUCAAAUGGGCGAGCUGGUCAAGAACGUCUUCAACCAGAUGAAAUCCAAUCCUGCUGCAGUAGAUGUAGCGGCCCGCUGGGCUGAGGCUUCGGAAAAGCGAAGCAAGAUGCCUUUACUGACAGACGUGUUGCAAUUCAAAGAGGACAAAUCCUCCGAAGAGUGCCCACCUCCCAAGACUGUGCCCAACAAACGUGGCUCAGAAGCACAAAGCUCUGCAGGCCCAGCUGCAGAGAAACGUGCCAAGGACCCACGCAGCCACACGCCUAGUCCUGCGGAGAAAGAGGCGAAGGUGCCAGAGAAAGAGCUCAGCGCCGAGAACGAAGGCGUUCAGGCGGAGCGUCCUCAGACAGGCGAAUCUGCAGUAUCUCAAAAUGCCCCCGGUGCUGGCACGAAGAAGAGGAAGCCUGAUGACUUUCCGCAAGCGACAUUGAAAGAAAUGCCAGCAGCAACCUGGACAUCCCGGCCAAAACACACAGCUCCUUCAAAAGAAGCGCCCCCCCAGCCUGCUUCAAAAAAAGGGAGCGAAGCCCCCACUGCCGCUGCAGAGGCGGCUUUGUUGGAAACAGCGCUUCCGGAGCAGGCCGCGGGCCGGGUCAAUCCAUCAAAGAACGGCAAAUUUACCGCGGAAGAAGAGAAAAGCUGGAAUGAAUUCAAAGCUCGAAUGGGGGAUAAGAAGGACAACAAAGAACAGAAAGAUAAGAAGCUUGACAAAAAAGAAAAGAAAUCCAAGCAAGAUGAGCAAGGUAACAACGCAACCACUUCCAAUGCCGCUGCAAAGAGAAAGGGGCGGGCCCUAGAAGACGACGAUUCGAACAAGGGAGGCAGGAGGAAGAAGAGCAAGAUUGAAGAAGGUCCGCAGGCUGCGCUUGGGAAAAAGGAGGAGCCCAAGCCUAAGUCCGCAGCUGCCAAGGUGAAAGCAGCUGCAGCGAAGAAAGAUUCCAAGAAGUCUGACUCAUUGCAGCGUGCUGUUUUCUUGUUCCAGAAUGAAAUGAGUUCCAGUGUCUCAAGCAAACGGUGUCCGGUCAUGGCGCGCCCUUGUGACGGCCGCAUCUUGAGGGCGAGGCCAAGCCUUGAUGGUGACGCCGUGAAAGAAUGUGAAACAGAGUCUGCUGCCCGCAAGGUCGCUGGCCAGGAGUUGUUGACCGGCUCCUGGCUUUACAACAUGUCCAGGGAGAAUUUGAGAUUGUGCCAGAAGAUGGCACCAAAGAGACCUGCUUGGGGAGCUGCAACAUUGACAUGGGGAUCCAUGUGUUCAGGAUCAGAGGGCCCAGCUUGGGUAGUGGCUGCGCUGAACCAGCUGUUCGAGGAGGAGGGGUCAAGCUUCAAACUUGAUCACGUUUUCUCCUGCGAGUUCUCGCCUGAAAAAAGAAAAUGGAUCCACGCUUCUUCUGUGCUCGCAGAGCCGGCUUGUGCAAAAUUAGCUGCGAUCGUGGAGAGCCGACGCGUGCCCGACUUGGAUCUAGAAUCUCUUUGCAAAGCCCCCGACGCUCCUUGUGUUUUCUUCGACAUUUUGGAGAUGGGCGCUGCCCAGGCUGAUUGCUGGGAGCACGGGCCUAGCAAGUGCAGCGUGCCAGGCGUAGAUCUUCUCAUAGUUGGCACAAGCUGCAAAGAUAUGUCCCGCCAGAAUGCAACCAGCGCGAGACAAGAGCUGGUGCUGCAGGCUGAAAAAUCCAAAGGCGGCAGCGCGCAAACCUUUCAAGGCCUCAUGAGGUAUGUGGAGCGUCACAGGCCGCUUAUGAUCUUGUUUGAGAAUGUGGAUGCAAUGGACGACGUGAAAAGCGGCGGUCAGUCCAACAUGGAUGUGUUCCUCAGCCAAAUGGCAGCCCAUGGGUACGAAGGCCAGCCUGUCCUCACAGACAGCUGCGAGUUUGGCUUGCCUGCACGCCGCCGGCGCUUGUACGUCUUUUUGGUGCGGGUGGAAGCAAAUCCCUUGCUGUCCUUCCAGGAUAGAAGCGUGGAUUCCAUCUUCUCCACAUUUGGCGGCCUUUUGUCUGGAUGUGUGAGGCAAGGGCCUUGUGCUUCCGAAGUUCUUUUGGCUGACGAUGACCCUGCGGUGCUCGCUGACUUGGCCCAUCGGGUGCAGCGACGCGAAGAGCUCAGUCAACAUGAAAAGCCUUCGAGCACAGAGUGGGCUGUUCACCACAUGAAGAUGGCAGACGCGCUUCCGCUCCUACAAGUCCAAUCCCCUGGUAGCCUCAUGCGGGACUUGUCCCAAAGCAUUAACCGCGCCAAUGCUUUUACUUGGAGGGCAGAAGGAGGAAAGCACAUCGCGCCCACCAUGCUUCCAAAGAUGAAUUUGUGGCUUGAACCUGUUCCACCUCGGAACACAGCUCGGCUGAUGUUAGGCCGCGAAGCCUUGCUAUUCCAAGGAUUUCCUGCGCUGCUGUUUUUGGAACGCUUGGAUACUUUUCAAGCUGAAGCGAAGGCCGCGGGCCUGGUUGCCCAAGCUGCGCAGCAGUCAAAUACCAAGCCGCUUGUGAAAAGGGCCAAGCAUCCUCACCAAGUCAAUGAGAGGAAUGACUUCAGGAAGCAAGACCUCUUGCUCACUUGGCGACCCACAGAGACAUUGAUGCAGGACUUAGCUGGCAACGCUAUGUCAUUGCCGGUGGUCAUGACAAUGUUGCAAUACGCAUUUGUCGCCGUGAACUGGCAAUCCGCUGGCGAAGUGAGGCGAGCUGCUGAUGCACCUGUGACGACGCAGCAGGACUGA
Molecule: messenger RNA, 4551 nt
Organism: Cladocopium goreaui
Lineage: Eukaryota; Dinophyceae; Suessiales; Symbiodiniaceae
Source: the annotation of a GenBank genome assembly